Perca fluviatilis (European perch) is the source of this 4012-nucleotide messenger RNA. RefSeq names its product EF-hand domain family, member D1 (gene efhd1). Lineage: Eukaryota; Metazoa; Chordata; Actinopteri; Perciformes; Percidae. The coding region runs from base 135 to 836 and encodes 233 amino acids. Gene Ontology annotation, molecular function: calcium ion binding. The transcript is spliced from 4 exons. The record is from RefSeq and is a predicted model, not a curated record.
AGUACUGCUUUCUCUCUUGUGAGCGGACCAUAGGCAGUUUGACAGUGGUACUUGAAACCUAUGCUUGAAACGGCUGUCAAGGCUCCAUUCUCUCUAACGUUGUACGACUCAGUGAACAGCGUACUACUCGUAGCAUGGCAUCUGAAGAGCUGGCUAGGAAGCUGCAGUCGCGGCUGACCACUUCGCAGGAGGCUGAGCCGAGGCCGGAGCGCGAACAGAGCCCGGUCCGACCCAAACCGCAGGAGGCCGAGGCAGCCUGCGGCGACUCGUCCUCCGAGCUGUCUGCCAAACUGACCCGCAGACAGGACAUCAACGAGGGCAACGCUGCUCCUCGACUGACCCGCAUCUUCAACCCCUACACGGAGUUCAAGGAGUUCUCCCGCAAGCAGAUUAAGGACAUGGAGAUGAUGUUCAAACAGUACGACACUGGUAAAGACGGCUUCAUCGACCUGAUGGAGCUUAAGCUGAUGAUGGAGAAGCUGGGCGCUCCACAGACCCACCUGGGCCUCAAGAACAUGAUCAGAGAGGUGGACGAAGAUUUUGAUGGCAAGCUGAGCUUCCGAGAGUUCCUGCUGAUUUUCCGGAGAGCAGCAGCUGGAGAGCUGCAGGAAGAGAGUGGUCUGAUGGCUCUGGCCAGGCUGUCGGAGAUCAACGUCUCCACUGAGGGAGUGAUGGGGGCCAAAGACUUCUUCGAAGCCAAGAUGCAGGCUCUGUCUCUGGGCAGCAAAUUUGAGGCUGAGAUUCUAGAAGAAAAAGAAGAACGCAAGAGACAGGAAGUGGAGAAAAAACAGAGACAAGCGGCCUUCAAGCAGCUGCAGUCAGCCUUCUGCUCCUGACCCUCCACAGAUACCAACCCUGACAGGCACACGUCUCGGUCCACUGAGUCAGCACUUCUCAUUCCACUUACACUUUAAUCAAUUGCAUUGCUCAGAAUUUGGGAUAUUAUAACAAAACUAGAAAGAAGCAUUGAAGUAAAUACUUUCUAAAAUAUUUGAAAAUACCUUCAACCACUUAACAGGCAAGAUUUAUUCAUUUCAGACUUUCUGCAGCUGUUCAACAGGAAACAACCAGGCAAACACACAGGAAAUGUUGAGUAAUAUCUCUAAAUUCAUGGAAAUAUCAGAUUUAUUGUGCAUUUCUAUGGAACUUCACUUUGUCUCCCUCUGUACAAGAACUGGAAGUUUUCACCUUGAGGGAAUUUGACUUGUUUAGGUAAAGUUAAGCUGUAUUCAGUCAGUACUGUUAACAACAGGUAUUAAAUGGGCUUAUUUACAACCUGCAAUGUAAUAGAAAUAGUAUAGUAAUAGAUAAUAUAAUGAAUGAAUAACUGUAGCAUAAUAUUUUAAUUAUUGUAGAAUAAAAUAGUGUGGAAAUAUUAGCCACUGACUUUGACUCCGUGUACUGAUCCAACACUAAACAGGCUGUGCUCUGAUGGCUUCCAUCUAUAGUAUAUAGUAUGCCACUUCUGAUAAUGAUUUGAUCCACAUAAGGUGCACUCCCUGGUUUGGAUAUUCUGCCCCAAAUCCCCACAUGACCACUAAAACUCAACAGUGAAGUGUCAAGUUUCAAAAUCAGGGAGGUUAUUUUCAAAGGAGGACUUCAACAUUUUGGGAAAUAGGUUAAUUUGAUCAAAAGACUGAUACCAAGCUCAUGUUUGUGUGUUAGGUACACAGAUGAAGUCAGGAUGUGGUUAGCCUAGCUUAGCAUAAAGACUAGAAGCAGAGAAAAACAGCUAGCCUGGCUAAAAGCUGUCCAACAACCCCUCUAACACGGGGUUUACCCCCGCCGACUGGCGCUGCCUGCUUCCCCUCGGCGACCAUGUUAACCAACGGUGCUGUUCACACAGGACGCCCCGCGCCAUGCAGCUUCAAAAAUGCCUCGCCAUAUAGCAGUCAUUAUGGCGUCUGGUCUAUUUUUACCACAUUUUUAAAUGAUAUAGAAGGCAUAUUAUAGAUGAUAUAAAUCUUCUGCCCCUCUCCUGCUGUUCUCAAGUUUCAAUUCCCCAGAUUUUUACAUGAUAAAAUAUCAAAACCUGCCCAUGCUCUAGAUUUACUCAGAAAUAGCCUUGUGUCACUGCUGUAUGUGACUGUGCUUUUUGUUUUUUUUAUGACGUAGGCAACUAGGCACGCAUGCACGCAAUUUCUUAGUUUCAUGAAAUGAACAAGAUGUAACAUGUGAGCGUUAGAUGUUUUGGUUGGUGCAUGUUUUUUCCUUUGGACAGAGCCAGGCUAGCUGUUUCCCCCAGCUUCCAGUCUUUAUGCUAAACUAGGCUAACAACGGCCUGACUCCAGCUCACUUCAUCUACUCUCAGAAAGAAAGCAAAUAGAUCUAUUUUCCAAAUAUCUUUAAUAAUUCCUUUAAAUGUUUAUUCUAUGUCUAAACCAAGGUGAACCACAGCAGACUGAAGACUUUAAACUGCAUUAGUAAAAGCACACAUUAAAAAUUUAAGCAUGCUUACAUGUUGUACCAGGGUUUCUCAACCCUCACUUGGCUUGUGAUUCUAUUUUUAGGAUCUAAAUUGUCAUGACCUCUCCAACUGCACAGGUAAUACUUUGUCAUGUGCAUUUAAGUGUGGUGUAUGUCUCUGUUUUUCAUAGCAUGCAAUGCAUGCAGUGCAAGUGUCUUAUUUAGGCUAGAUAUUGUGAUACAUUUUAAAUCAUCAGUUUAGCUUAUUUCCCAUGUAAAACAGAUCAGAAUUAGAAAUCUCAUGCACUCCUGUAUGCAUAACAAAUGAGUGAAGCGGGUCACCUCUGCACCAGAGUAGACCUGCACUCCUGUCGCUAUGAUAAGUGACAGUGUCUCUGGAAUGGUUCUCCAUCAGUCUGCUUGAGUCUGUGUGGAUCCACAACACCAAAUGAAUGCUCUGCAAUGUUUGAAUCAUUUCUUUAAAACUGACGCUUUCAUGGCUUACACACUGUAACAUAAGAAAUUAGUCUAAUUUGUAGCUUUUCAGAGUGUAUGUAGCGAGAGGUACUCCAGGGAUUUAGUAUUGCACUUUCAUAAAGUUAAGGAACUGCAAGAGACAGAUUUUAAAAGUCUUGUCAAUCUCCCAAAACACAGGCUCCUACAAUCCCCAUAAUGCAAUCCUAGAUCUAAUCUUUGAUUGGACACUGCCGUCCUCCUGCUGGGAGCAUGGAAAAUAAAAAAUAAACAAAAUACACCUACCAACACCUUUUAAAGCUUACACAAACAUUUCUGUUUAGUUGCUCUUUUUGUGCAAACAUAACUAUGUUAAACACAUUUUGUGUUUUUUUUUAUUUUAGGGGAGUGACUCCCCAACUGUGGGGUGCAACCACUCUGGGUGCUGCUGGGUUUUUUCUUGACAUCUAGUGUUCAAUGUUACUAAAGAAGGGAAAGUGUCACAAAUAUACAACACAUCUUUAAUAUGCCAAACCUAAAUAAUCCAUGUAAAGAAGGCAUAUCCGUGUCCAGAACCUGCUCUUUCCUCCACCUGACCGCAGCCUGUGUCAGGAUUUGUAAGUCUUGGGACAGGAGUGCAUUUGGGCUUGAUAUAGAGAUGGAAGGCUGACAAAUUCUGGCAAAGGCAGCAGUCAUGUGCCAUAUACAAGCUCCAUUCCUAACUCCUAAACACUAAUUCCUAAACACAAGUGUUUGAUAACUUUGGUGUCAUUUGAAUUUUGGAACCUAAAAAUGGAGUCACAGGCCUGAAAAAGCUGAACCACUGACCUAAGCGGUGCUUGAAGUGCAGUUUAUGUAUCUGGCCCUCUUUUUUUUAGCUCUAGUAAUGUAUUUAAGUUGUAGCACGUUCAAGUUGUCAUAUAACAAAACUACUGUGCAUAUCACAUCCCUUCUUUUGUAUUUGUUGUGGAAAUUGACAAUGUAUUUUUUCAUAGAUAAAAUAGUAUAUAUUGUUAUUUGUUUUAGCAGAAACUUAACAUGAAAAAGGUCAGUGAAAUAUAUUUUUGGGCACUUGUAAAGAUAUUGUGUUGUUAUAUUCCCUGUCAGAUGGAAGUUUAAUUUGAUUGCAAUAAAGUAUAAAUAAUAAGAAAUA